Messenger RNA from Lactuca virosa, 1621 nucleotides. The record is from the annotation of a GenBank genome assembly. Lineage: Eukaryota; Viridiplantae; Streptophyta; Magnoliopsida; Asterales; Asteraceae.
CUCUUGUCUCUCUCAGUCGCUACCUAGGGUUUUUAUUGAAAGCUUGAAUCGAUCGACUGAGGUAACCAAAGGUCAAGCGAACCUGGAAAGGGUUUUCAGUGAAAUCUACUGUUACUCUUUGAAAUCGGAUCCAAUCCUACCUUCGCCCCAUCCUUCUUGUCUCUAUCAGUUGCUACCUAGGGUUUUUCGUGAAAGCUUGAAUCGGUCGACUAUGGUAACUAAAGGGUAAGCGAACCGGGAAAGGGAAGCAAUAAAUCCAACACUCACUCUCAAAUCGAUUCUACUGGACAAGGUUUCAAUUUGGGGCUCUCUACAUUCAUUGAUUAUACUUUCAUUCAAGCUUACAUCGGUUUUUUUGGUAUCCAGUAACCGAAGCUUACAUUCUCAUCGAUUCCACUUUCUCUCUCUGAACAAAAAUAUCUCAUAUUCUCUAAAAGCCCUAAACCAGCCACCGCCGGCUACCACCUCCACCAUCGUUGAUGUCGUCCUACUUCCCAGAUGGUCUGUGUGUGUGCACGGCAAGACUGAACAGAAAAUGGGAAAGAAAAGAAAAAACGAGCAGAAAGAGAGAAGAGAGUUUAAGGCUGAGGGGAGGAUUCAUCGGAGCUGUGUUCUAGAUGCGGAUCCAGAGCUCCGCAAGUCAUGGGGAUGGUGGAAGGUAAAGAAGUGGACGGUCCAUAUUUUAAACCGCCUCUAUACCCGCUUUGGAGAUUUAAAAUUGCAAAACCCAGAGAACAAAGCUUUUGCACAACACUUCCAGAAGAACUAUGCGGGAAAAUUUUUAGAAUGUCAUCUCAACUUGUUGAAUGCGCUGCGUAUGGGUGACUAUUUACCUGAUAGAGUUUCCAACCUUAUUUUGCAAUACUUGAGCAACAGUCUUUCCAAAACUACGAUGUACAAUCUGCUCCAACCAAGACUUGAUGUUGUUCUGUUUGAGAUUAGCCUUCCACUUAUGUGCUUCAAUGAUAAUGAUCAAGCCCUUUGGGAGGAAGAUCCACAUGAGUAUGUGAGGAAGGGUUAUGAUAUUAUUGAAGACCUAUACAGUCCCAGUAUCGCAGCAAUGGACUUUGUGAGCGAACUGGUAAGAAAACGUGGAAAAGAGAACCUUCAAAAGUUCAUAUUAUUUAUUAUGGAGAUUUUUAAGAGAUAUGAAGAGGCUUCAAUUGAGAUCAAGGCUUACAGACAAAAGGAUGGGGCACUUCUUGCUAUUGGAGCGCUGUGUGAAAAAUUGAAACAGACUGAACCAUAUAAAUCCGAGCUCGAGCCCAUGUUAGCGCAGCAUGUUUUCCUCGAGUUUGCCAGUCCUGUUGGUCAUCUCAGAGCAAAGGCUGCGUGGGUUGCCGGACAAUAUGCCCAUAUAAGUUUCUCUGACCCAAAUAAUUUCCGCAAAGCACUACAACUGAUGGCCAAGGUUGGUGUCAAAAAGCUUGCAGAUGUUCACUUUUCCCUCAUUUGACCACUCACAUUUGGCACAUGUCACAAAAAUUAUCGGAGCAGGGGUUCAUUAGUCUUAAAGAAUUAUGAAAGACAAGAUGCAACUCUACUUAGUUGGAAUUUGAUGUUUAUCAUCUUUUUGUAUAUCUUUUUAGUUUGUAUAGCAUUACUUUGUAGAAGGUGUCCC